Molecule: messenger RNA, 1727 nt
Organism: Carlito syrichta (Philippine tarsier)
Lineage: Eukaryota; Metazoa; Chordata; Mammalia; Primates; Tarsiidae
Product: NACHT, LRR and PYD domains-containing protein 11-like
Exons: 2
Biological process (GO): regulation of inflammatory response
Cellular component (GO): cytoplasm
Source: RefSeq, a predicted model, not a curated record
AUGCUCAAAGUUCUCCUGAAGAAAAAAUUCAUGCUCCAGUGGGAAAAGUCCCCCUUGGAAGAAUUUCAUCAUCAAUUCCUCUGUGAGGCUGCCGCGAAUGUUUUCUGUGUUCUUCAGUUGGCGUUUGAUCCUAACAGCUCUUACUCAAAAGAGAAUCUUAAUGUGCUCCUGCUGGGAGACACAGCAGCUGGAAAAUCCAUGAUCGUCAAAACAGCGGUGUUACAGUGGGCCAGUGGCAGCAGAGGCAUGUGGAAGGGCAAGAUCUCAUAUGUGGUUCACCUCACGGCUCACGAAAUGAACCAGAUAACCCACAGUAGCUUGGUGGAGCUGAUCUCCAAGGACUGGUCUGAGGGCUUGGCCCCGAUUGCAGACAUCCUGUCCGACUCCCGGAGGCUCCUGUUUAUCCUUGAGGACUUGGACAACAUAGGUUUCACCUUGAACACAGAUGAACCUUUUCUGUGCAGUGACAGCAGAGAGCGGGUACCGGUACCGGUUCUCCUGGCCAGUUUGCUGCAGAGAAAAAUGGCUCCAGGCUCCUGGUUCCUCCUCACAUCGAGGCCUGCUGGUGAGGCGGCCCUCAAAGCAUUCAUGAAGCCAACGGACUGCUGUGUGGUCCUGCAGCUCUCGGAGGAAAAGAGGCGGGUGUAUUUCGACUUAUUCUUCAAGGACAGCCAGAGGGCUGCAGCAGCCUUCAAGUCUGUUCACGAGAAUGAGGUGCUCGUGGGUCUGUGCAGAGUCCCCAUUCUAUGUUGGAUCAUGUGUACAGCGCUGAACCAACAGAUGGACAUGGGGGCUGAUGUCCCCCUCUCCUGCCAAAUGCCCACGGAUAUCUAUGCCCAUUUCCUUGCUGAUGCAUUGACGUCUGAGGCUGGAGUUCCUGGCAGUCAGCCCCCACUUGUUCUCCUGAAGUGCUUGGGUGUUCUGGCAGUGGAAGGACUGUUUCACAACUCUCUGAAUUUUAGCAUCAGAGACCUCAGCAGUGUUGGGCUUACCGAGGAUGAUGUCUGUUUGUUGCAGGCCCUGAAUAUUCUUUUGCCCAGCAGCACUUAUGUAAACCAUUACCAGUUCGCUCACGUGAACGUCCAGGAGUUUUGUGUGGCUGUGGCCUACCUGAUGGGAGUCACCGAUUGCCCGAUUCCCUUGGGCAGUGAAGAGAACAAAGACAAGAGGGAUCAGUAUGAUGACUUUGAUCCCGUCAUCACUUUCAUUUUUGGCCUCCUCAAUGAGAAGAGAAGAAAGGUCCUGGAGACAUCUCUUGGCUGUCAACUCCCGAUGGCAAGACGCUUCAAGGAGUACUUGCUGGCACAAAUGCAGCAGUUGGGCGACGACCUAAAAGCCAUGGAGCACCACACGCCUUUGUUUUACUGUCUGUUUGAGAAUCAGGAGGAAGAAUUUGUGAGUCAGAUGAUGGGCUUUUUCUCGGAGGCUACCAUUUAUAUUCAAGCCAACAGAGACCUGAGGGUGUCGUUAUACUGUUUGAAACACUGCCAUUCUCUCCGGAAACUUAAGCUGAGUGUUCAGCAUAUCUUUGGAGGCAAGGAGCCCACUGGAAAACUAACUCCUAGUCAGAUGAAGAGCCUGCUCUAUUGGAGAGACACCUGCUCUCUGCUUCACACGAUGAAGACUCUCCGGGAGCUGGAAAUCUGCAUCAGUGACCUUGACAACACUUCGGAAAGGGUUUUGUCUAAGGCCCUGAGACACCCUGACUGUAAGCUUGAAAUGCUCAU